Molecule: messenger RNA, 2370 nt
Organism: Closterium sp. Yama58-4
Lineage: Eukaryota; Viridiplantae; Streptophyta; Zygnematophyceae; Desmidiales; Closteriaceae
Source: the annotation of a GenBank genome assembly
AUGUUUAGCGCAGGCGGGCCUGGAUCCACUCCCACACACAGCGGCGACAGCGAGCCGUCGCUGCAAUCCGUCACGCCGUCGUCAUCGACGUCGGAGUUCUGCGGCUCGUCAGACGAAGUGGACGAGCAGGGCUCGUCCGCGCCAGUGGCUCAUGCCGUGUCGCAGCUGCUGGAGGCGCUCGGGGAGGAUCCGUGCCGCCACGGCCUCGUCAAGACGCCUCAACGCGUCGCUAGAGCCAUGGAUGCCGCAACUCAAGGCUACAACCAUGGCGCAGCGCGCAUAAUCCUCUCAGCAAUAUUCUCCGAAUGCCCGGCAGUCGGCAAUUCCGCACAAGGGGGCGGUGCAGGGGGGUUGGUUCUGGUGCGGGGCAUUGACACUUUUGCCCUGUGCCAAGGCUGUUUGCUCCCGUUGCGACUGCGCUGCCACGUGGCGUACGUUCCGCACAGCCAUCGGGUGGUGGGUCUCAGCAAGUUACCACGCGCAGCCGUGGCUCUCUCGCGUCGCCGCGUGUGCGCGCAGUCCCUGGCGCGCCUGCUGUGCCGCACAGUGGAGGAGGCGUUGGCGCCGCUGGGCGUGGCGGUGGUGGUGGAGGCAUCGCACCUCGUUGGGCUUGAGGAGAGCGUCACUGCUGCCCCUGCCCGUGCGAACAACCCGGAUUCGCUCACAAGUGUCGGCUCUCGCAAUGAAGGAGCGGUUGGAUGGGCACAGGAAGGCGAAGCGGGGCACGAGGUGGCGUGUGGCGCGGUGGGAGUGUUUUCGAAGCAGAGCGAGCUGGUGGAGGAGGUGCUGGCGCUGCUGCACUUGGACCCACAUGCCGUCUCCCUCGCGCUCCUAGACGACGCUGACGCUAACGGGGGGCGUGUGAAUCCGUCUGCAGUAGACGACCUUGUAAGAACCAACGGAUCCGACGUGACCGAGUUGCCUGAGGACGCUGUUUGCCCUGCGCUAAGGCCACGCGCGUCAGGGAGGGCAGUGCAGGGCCGACCAGGGCACAGCAUUUGUGGUGACUGCGACAUGCGUGCGUGGCUGUCACGCUGUUUACCAAGGCCCGCUCUCAGCGGUGCAGGCAGCAAUGCCCUGCAGAGGGCCAUUCCAGACGUGCGGACUGCAGACGGGCUCCUUGCCUCGUGGCGCCUGCUGUGCCGGUGGCUGGGUGCGAGGGAAGAGAGGGGCGAGCAGCGGUGUGGUGAGAAGGUGCCACUGUCAGCGGCAAUGCAGGCUGAUGACGAGGGAGGAUCAUGCGAGCAGGUGCAGGCAUGUGCGCAUGUGGACCAACAGAAGCUGAGGGGCACAGCAGACGUGGAGACCGAGACGGAAGUUGAUGAGGCGAGGGUACCAUUCGACAAGGCAUCUGCAGUCACCACGGAGGCUGCCCCUGAUACGAAGGCGGAGUCGACUUCCAGCGAUGCGACUGCUGCUGGAUCGGAGGCGAAGUCUGCCGCUCCUGGCGGUCCACCCAACGCCUUCGACUUCUCCAGCCUCGCUGGAGUUCUCAAUGACCCAUCUAUCAAGGAGAUGGCAGAGCAGAUUGCUAAGGAUCCAUCCUUCUCUCAGAUGACACAAGAGCUCCAAGGGAGCGUGAAAGUUGGGAGUGAUGGCGCGCCCCAACUUGAUCCUCAGCAAUACAUGAAGGCGAUGCAACAAGUGAUGUCGAACCCAAGCUUCAUGACAAUCGCGGAGAAGUUCGGGAACGCACUGAUGCAGGAUCCUCAAAUGAUGACCAUGAUGCAGACUCUUCAGAACCCGUCGUAUCGUGAUCAGAUGCAGCAGCGAGUAGCUGCCAUUAAGGAGGAUCCUUCUUUGAAGUCGGUCCUGGAAGAGCUCGAGACUGGGGGGCCUGCAGCAAUGAUGAAGUACUGGAACGAUCCGGAGGUUCUGAGCAAGCUUGGCAAGGCCAUGGGCGGUGCGUUCCCUAUCCCUCCCCACAUGGCUGCAGCAGCUGGUGCCUCCGGCGAGGAAGAUGCUGCAGAAGAGGGGGCAGAGGGAGAGGAGGAAUCUCCUUCACUUCACUCCGCAGCCAGCAACGGCGACGCAGAGGAGCUCAAGCGGCUGAUUGCAGAAGGGGCGGACAAGAACGAGAAGGAUGGUGAGGGAAGGACAGCCCUCCAUUUUGCGAGUGGAUAUGGCGAGGUGAAGUGUGCGGAGGUUCUUCUUGAUGCUGGUGCUGAUGUCGACUCGUUGGACAAGAACAAGAACACACCUCUGCAUUAUUCAGCAGGUUAUGGGCGCAAGGAGGUUGUGGAGCUGCUGGUGAAGAGUGGUGCUGCAGUCACGCUGAGGAACUUGGAUGGCAAGACAGCAGCAGAUGUGGCCAAGUUGAACAGCCAGAAGGAGGUGGUAGCGCUCUUGGAGAAAGAUGCAUUUUUGUGA